This is a messenger RNA of Ziziphus jujuba (common jujube), 1060 nucleotides long. Its product is annotated as chlorophyll a-b binding protein CP29.1, chloroplastic. Bases 94 to 945 code for a protein of 283 amino acids. The transcript has 2 exons. The record is from RefSeq and is a predicted model, not a curated record. Gene Ontology annotation, cellular component: chloroplast envelope; chloroplast thylakoid membrane; plastoglobule. Gene Ontology annotation, biological process: response to light stimulus; photosynthesis, light harvesting in photosystem I. Lineage: Eukaryota; Viridiplantae; Streptophyta; Magnoliopsida; Rosales; Rhamnaceae.
UCUGUCUUCACCAGGGAAAAAAAAAGGAAACUACCCACCCUCUCGAACACUCCACUUCCACUCUCUACGCACCCCCGGCGCAUUUUAUCCCAAAUGGCUACCACUACAGCCGCAUCCUCCUUCAUCGGAACACGCCUCCCCGAUGUGUACUCCAAUUCGGGCCGCAUCCAAGCCCGUUUCGGAUUCGGAGGCAAGAAAAGCAAGCCAAAGAAAUCCAUAAAGCCCAGUUCCGAUCGUCCACUCUGGUACCCAGGAGCCACUGCCCCAGAAUGGCUCGACGGAAGCUUGGUCGGUGACUACGGGUUCGAUCCGUUCGGGUUGGGCAAACCCGCCGAGUACUUGCAGUUCGAAUUGGACUCAUUGGACCAAAACCUAGCCAAGAACUUGGCCGGAGACGUGAUCGGAACCCGGUCGGAGGCCUCCGACGUGAAAUCGACCCCGUUCCAGCCUUACAGUGAGGUCUUCGGGUUGCAGAGGUUCCGUGAGUGCGAGCUCAUCCAUGGCCGAUGGGCCAUGCUGGCUACUCUCGGUGCCAUCACCGUCGAGGGGCUCACCGGAGUCACUUGGCAAGACGCCGGAAAGGUGGAGCUGGUGGAAGGAUCUUCUUACCUUGGGCAACCACUUCCCUUCUCGAUCACCACAUUGAUUUGGAUCGAAGUUUUAGUAAUUGGAUACAUUGAGUUCCAGAGGAACGCCGAGCUGGACCCGGAGAAGAGGCUUUACCCAGGUGGGAAAUUCUUCGACCCAUUGGGCUUGGCCGCCGAUCCAGAGAAGAAGGCCACUCUUCAAUUGGCUGAGAUCAAGCAUGCCCGUUUGGCCAUGGUUGGGUUCCUUGGAUUUGCCGUCCAGGCCGCGGCAACAGGGAAAGGUCCGCUUAACAAUUGGGCUACCCAUUUGAGUGAUCCUCUUCACACCACCAUUAUCGACACCUUCAGCUCCUCUUGAGCUCUCUCUCUCUCUCAUGUUUGAUCUCCUAUAUAAUUUCAACCCUGUAACCUUUUAAAAAAUGUUUGUAAACAUUUUAUGUAGAUGAAUUAUUUAUCAAGCUUUCUCUACUGCA